Pieris macdunnoughi is the source of this 666-nucleotide messenger RNA. The record is from the annotation of a GenBank genome assembly. NCBI's taxonomy places the organism in Eukaryota, Metazoa, Arthropoda, Insecta, Lepidoptera, Pieridae.
AUGGCCGGAGCAGUAUUGGGAAUAUACCGGCUGAUAAGGACUACUGCCGCAGACUAUAAGGCAUCCCUGGUCUCAAGGAUCAAUGCUCAGCUGUUGUCGCUUUGCAUUCGCUUUGCUUUGGCCUGGGUCUUUAUAGAACAAGUGGGCACAGACAUUGACCGAAUGAUGACUAGUCAAGACGAGCUACUAGAUGACUUCUCAUAUUUCCCAUAUCAUGUUGAUUUAGGGCUUGUGAUGAAGUCAGCAUAUUCUGCGUCUGCGAACCCACAUUUCUUCGAGUGGGUUCAUCUAGUCGGGGCAAUGAUGCGCUCUAAAAGAUCUUGUAAUGCUAGACACCUUACAGAUGCCCGAGCGGGAGACAUAUUUGCCAACAGUGCUUGUUUAGCAUAUGUAUAUGCCAAUGUGGUAUCAUUCGGCAAAGUGUAUACCGCAGAAGGAGAGCCGCUUGAAGAAGAUCAAGAUGAGGAAGUCAACAAUCAGGACGAGCUGGAAGACGCUUUGAGAUCUAAGGACCCAGUAGAUUGGAUCUUUAUGAUCAAAUCCUCUAAGGGAGAACUCCCUAAGAAGGUCAAAGCAUUUAUAGCAGGUGUAGCCAAAAACAUACAUGAUCCGAGAGAGGGAACAAUUGAUCAUUAUCUCAAAUCGCCAAUUUACACAUCUCGCUGA